Molecule: messenger RNA, 1766 nt
Organism: Cajanus cajan (pigeon pea)
Lineage: Eukaryota; Viridiplantae; Streptophyta; Magnoliopsida; Fabales; Fabaceae
Source: RefSeq, a predicted model, not a curated record
UGAUAAUUUGAGUUCGUGGAUUUGAGAUCGGCUUGUGAUUCCUAAUUUCACCUACCUGCAACAAUGUCUAGACUUAGAUCAGUUGGUCGUGAAGUUCGGUAGUCACAAAAGGCCAAAAACUAGUUCUUGUUCUGGAGAUAGGAAGGUGUGACACACAUUGACAGAAGACAGAAGACAGGUCUGUGUUUUUGGCACCUUGCAUACACUCAAUGGACCUCCCCACCCACAAAUUAUUCCAAUCUCCAUCUAAAUUGCCACCACCACCUGGGAAGCCACUCCCUGAGAGCAAAAUGAGCUUGUAUGGGAAAACCCAAGCCAACCCUUUUGCAGAUGACUUCCCUGACCCACUUUGCAAGCUCAACCUGAAGGAAACCUCAGACUUUGUGAAGUCACUGCCAAUGCCAAAUGCUGAAAACAGAGCACACUCUGUUUCACAACAGAGUAGACUCCUAGAGUCUCCCUCCACUCCUGGGAGACCCCACUUCACCUUCAGCUCUGGCCUUCCAAGAAAGAGCUUCCCUUCAAAAUGGGAUGAUGCUGAGAAAUGGCUCAUGAGCACCUCUUGCCAUGACUCACCUGCUCACAACAACGUCAACAAGGUUUCUGAGCCCCCAAGGUUCAAUAUCAGGCAACCAUGUUUUGAUGGCUUCAAGCAGCAACCAAUGCAUGAUUUCUCGGACAAAUCCAGGGUCACACAUGAAAGGGUGUCCAAUGCUGUCCCUGGGGACAUCCACUGGCCUUCAUCCUUGGACCACCACCAUAACACCCUUGGAGCUUUCCAUGGUGCUUCAGACAUUGUACUAAAAGAUAAGUUCACAGACAACAUAGUGCCAAUUUUGCCAACUUUAAGGUAUUUAGAGCCGGCUAAAGAAGGGUUCUUGUUUAGGAACCAACAAGGUGGUGGUGUGACAAUGCAAAAUGCUUGCUCAGAAAUGGUUCAUCAUAGAGAUAUUGGCACUGAGAUGACUCCUCUGGGAAGUUCCACAACUUCAAGGUGCCCCACCCCAGUCAAGAUUCCAUCACCUCCUCGCCACAACACUCCAGCAAGUAAGUCAGGACCAUUGGCCUUGUCCAGCACUGCCAGCAAUACUCUUGAUGUUAUUCAGCUGGAGGAGUGCCAUUUUUCCAAACUGCAACUAGGAUCACAGUAUGACUUAGUCGUGCCUUGGAGCUCAAGUGAAGAGGAAGAAAUGGAAAUAUCGAAAAGCUUGAGGCAUAAUGCUAGCCACAUUGCUGAUUCAGACUACAUAGCUGCUGCAUGGGAAGAAGAGGAGAGGACCAAGUGUUGUCUUAGGUAUCAGAGGGAAGAAGCAAAAAUCCAAGCUUGGGUAAACCUCCAGAGUGCUAAAGCAGAAGCCCGGUCAAGAAAGCUUGAGGUGAAGAUACAGAAGAUGAGAUCAAACCUCGAAGAGAAGUUGAUGAAGAAGAUGUCAGUGGUUCACAGGAAAGCUGAGGAGUUGAGGGCAGAAGCUAGACAACAACACUCGGAGCAAAUCCAGAAGGCCACUGAACAAGCUCAAAAGAUGAUUCAUAAGCAUAACUCACAAUUUUCAAGGCCUAGUUCAUGUGGAUGCUUCCCUUGCAAUAAUAACCAUCAUUAACUAUGAUGUUGAUAGGAUUUUCUAAGGAGACCUAUUAAGAAAUUCAGGAUAAAAAAUACUUCCUUCGCCCUUCUCUAUAAGAACUAAAUUAGAGGUUUACCUUAAUUUAUUUUAUAAAAACCAAUAUAAAAUGCCUGUUACAUUAUUUUUUCUAUAUAAAAAUAC